Podarcis muralis (Common wall lizard) is the source of this 4552-nucleotide messenger RNA. Lineage: Eukaryota; Metazoa; Chordata; Lepidosauria; Squamata; Lacertidae. The record is from RefSeq and is a predicted model, not a curated record.
AUGCCCCAGGAGGCUGAGGGGGCUUCGGCCCAGGACAGGGCGAAAAAUACGGGGCCGUCCUGCUGGCCCCUGCUGGACCUGCCGCCCCCUGCCAAGCCCCUCCUGCUGGUGGUGGACGCUCUGGACGCCGGCCAGGCGGAGCGCGAGGAGGAGCGAGCCCCCCCUCCGGGGCCCAGCCGGACCAUCGCCCAGCUCCUGGGGGGCCACCUGCAGCUGCUGCCCCCCUGGCUGCUCCUCUGCACUGCCCGCUCCCACAGCAAGGGGGUGCUGCGCCUCUUCAACGGGUUCCGGCGCCUGUGCCUGGACGACCUUCGCCGGGAGCCGGUGGUCUGCGAUGUCCAGCAGUACAUCCUGGCGCGGCUGGACCGGGAGGAGCCCCUCCGGCGCCACCUGACCCGCGACACGGCCGAGGCCCUGAGCCAGCUGCACAUCAAGAGCAACGGGUGCCUGCUGUACCUGGAGCGGGUGCUGGACGGCGUGGCGGGCGAGCUGGUCACCCUGCGCGAGGUGCGCCACAUCCCGGGCACCCUCUACGGCCUCUACCUCUGGCUGUGCCAGCGUCUCUUCCCGGGCCAGGACUUUGCCCUUGUCCGCCCCCUGCUGGAGGCCCUCCUGGCCGCACCGCGCCCCCUGCGCCCCAUGGAGCUGUACGCCGCGGUGUGGACUCGCCGCCCGGUGCCCCGGGAGGAAUUUGAGGGCUGGCUGGCAUCCCUAGCGCCGCUACUGCACCAGGGACCCAGUGGCACCUGCAUCCUCUUCCACGCCAGCUUCGCCGAGUGGCUCUGCGACGUCAAGCACUGCACCCAGAGGUACCUCUGCUGCCCGGCCCGUGGGCACGCCUCCCUCGCCAUGAGCGCCUCGUGCCGCGCACCUGUGCUGCUGCCCGAGCAGGUGCAUGAACUGGCGCACCACCUGCUGCACGCCGAACUGGGCAUGGAGGCUUGGCAGCUGGCGCUGUGGCUGGUGUGGUGCGGGGCGCCAGUCGAGCGCUGCCUGGAGCCUGAGGAGGCGCUGCUGCUGCCCCUGGCACCCGCGGUGCUGGAGCUUCUGGUGCUGGCAGGGGCACGGAUGGGUUCCCAGGGGCCUGGGCCGUCGCUUCAACAGGCCCUCGAAAGGGAGGACUCAGUGCGGCUGCUCCUGGAAAACGGCGCCAGUGUCAACCAGCGGGACGUCACAGGGCGCACCCUGCUGGCCAGCGCCGCUCACAGCGGCAACCACGAGGUGGCGGGUCUCCUCCUGGCACGUGGGGCACAGGCCGAGGUCCCGGACCGGCACGGACAGACACCCAUGACCCUGGCUGCCCGCCAGGGCCACACCAAAGUCCUGCUCUGUUUGCUGGCACACGGCGCCCAGGUAGAUCGCCCUGACCGGGAGGGCUGGACGGCGCUGCGGGCAGCCGCCUGGGGGGGCCACGGUGAGGCCGUGGGGGUCCUGCUACGAGCCAGCGCCAACGUGGACUGUGCUGACGCAGAAGGGAGGACGGCGCUGAGGGCGGCGGCCUGGGGUGGCCACGAGGAGAUAGUUGCCACACUGCUGGAGCAUGGAGCUGAUCUCAACCGGGCAGAUACAGAGGGACGCACGGCACUCAUUGCGGCGGCCUACAUGGGGCACCGCGAGAUUGUGGCGCUGCUGCUGGCGCACGGAGCCCACGUGGACCACGCCGACGUGGACGGGCGCACGGCCCUGUCGGUGGCGGCCCUGUGCGUGCCUGCCAGCCGCGGCUACGCCAAGGUGGUGGAGCUCCUCCUGGACUACGGGGCGUCCCCGGGGCACAAGGACCGGGAUGGCAUGACCCCCUUGCUGGUGGCCGCCUACGAGGGCCACGCCGACGUGGUGGAGCUGCUGCUGGAGGCCGGGGCGGACGUGGAUGAGGCUGACGGGGCUGGUUGUGCCCCUCUGCUGGCAGCCGCCUCCAUGGGCCACCGUGCCGUGGUGGACACCUUGCUGCUCUGGGGGGCAGCCGUCGACGGGCUGGACGGCGAGGGCCGCACGGCACUGGGUGUGGCCGCUGGGCAGGGCAGCGAGGCGGUGGUUCGGGCGCUGCUAGAGAGAGGCCUGGACGAGAACCACCGGGACGCCCUGGGCUGGACCCCACUGCACCUAGCCGCCUGGCAGGGCCAACGCAGGACGUGCGCUGCGCUCCUGGAGGCCGGGGCCCGUGUGGCGGAAACGAACAGAGAUGGGAGGGUGCCCCUGAUGCUGGCUGCCCAGGAGGGCCACACGGACACCGUGCAGCUCCUGCUGGACCGCGGCUCCCCCAUCGACCAUCAGGGCUACGACGGGCUCUCCGCCCUCUCGCUGGCCAUGCUGGGCGGCCACCGACCCACGGCCGAGCUGCUCCUGCGCAAGGGGGCCGACGUCAACCUCUCGGACGCCGAGGGGCGCCCCAUGCUGUACCUGCUGGUGCUCGAGGGGCGCCUGGAGAUGGCGGAGCUGCUGCUGGAGAAUGGGGCUGGGCUAGAGGGGCAGGAUGCCCAGGGACGCUCAGCCCUGCACGUGGCCUGCUGGCAGGGCCACUCUGAGGCGGCGCAACUGCUGCUGAGCUACGGUGCCGACGUGGACGCGUUGGACAUGGAGCGCCGUUCUGCCCUGCACCUGGCAGCCUGGAGGGGCCACGCCCAGAUCGCCCGGCUGCUGCUGGAGGGCGGGGCUCAUCCUGACCAUGCCUGCAACCAGGGGGCCACAGCGCUGGGCAUUGCCGCCCAGGAGGGGCAGGCAGAGGUGGCAAAAGUCCUGCUGGAGCAUGGGGCCAGCCCUGGCGUCCUUGACAGAGCUGGCCGGACCCCACUGCGUGUGGCGGCCAAGCGGGGCCACCGGGACGUCCUGCGGCUGCUGGAGGGGCAUGGGGCUGCGCCCGGCUCCCCGGGCUCCGUGGGCAGCUCCCCCUCGGCCUCGCUGGACUCGACGGCAGGCGAGCAUCCCAAGUCGCAGGCCUCCCUGUGUUCCUCGGGCGCCGCCACCUCCUCCACUUUUCACUCGCUGGCCACCGCGCAGACGGUUCCCGUGGACACCCUCAGCUUCGCCCAGCAGAUCCAACAGCACUCACUGCCUCGCCGGCGCCAGGCUGCCCUCGCUGCCCCGCCCCGACCCACAGUGGCUCAGGACAAGCACAACGGGGAGGCUGUGGGGAGCCCCUUGCUCCUCUCCAUCGACACCCUGGACCCCCACCUGCACCUCAAGGCAGCUAUCAAGCUGCAGUUUGAGGGCCCCACCUGCGGCUACGAGUACAAGCAGGAGACGCCCCUCUGACAGGCACUGGGGGGGACAGGGGCAUUUUCGUGAGUGUGUCUGCUAAUGCACAAAGGCCUUGGUGAUGGGCACUGCCACCACUUGGGGGUGGAGAGGCAGGGUGUCUGGUUGCCUCUCCCAGGACGGCACUAGUGAGGAAACGGGUUGUGGGAUGUGUGGGUUAGGUUCAUGGUCUGGGGGGCAGAGACCGGAAGGCAGAAAUCAAGCCCGGCUACAUAGCACAAAGGAUCACCAUCUAGGGGGCCGAGCGGAUAGGGGCACUUUCCCCACGGCUCCCGGCAACACAGUCGAGGUUGCCAGUUUGGGAAGGUGGACAGAACACACGAAAAAGGUUAACAGCUCCUGAACUUGAACUUUGGGGCUGUGGAAAUGGUGUUUGGGGUUGGACAAGAGCCAAAUUCUGUGGUUAGGAUUUCAAGGGAGAGGAAGGUUGGGCAUGUGUCUUUCAGCAGGGAGGUGCCCGCUGCGUGUUCCUGUGCUGGCUUGAGGUCCAAUGCCAGGCUUGCCUUAACCACCUUGCCCUCUCUCUCACUGGGAGGUGGCGCCUGCUCUGCCAUGGGGUGCAGUUGAGGGGGCCAUAUCAGUGGGAGCCCAUCCCCAAAGGGGUUGCCACCACCUGUGCAACAGUAGACUGCCUGCCGCCACCACCUCUAGGCCCAACCAGAAGUAGAGGCGGCCUCUAGCUCUCCAGAGCAGGGCUGGCAGUGCAGGUUCUCGGCUUCUUUCCCUUCAGUGCCCCCGUGGUUGUAUUUCAGAACUUGCAGAGUCAGGAGGGACCACCGGGUCAUCUAGCCCAACCCCACGCAAUGCCAAGACGGGCUAUUGGUGGCCCUUGGAGAAAAAGCACAGGGGACCUUCUCCACAGCCACACCCCAAGAAAUACACAUAGCCCACCUCUCCCGGGGUCCCUGGCUCAGGCCCUGCCUUUGGGCCCCGUGGCCCUUCGGUGCCUGUAGGUGGCCAGCCCCUCCCCCACCCCUGGUGCUGUGACCAUAUGCUGCCUUCAUUGGUGUCUUAACCACUUCUUUAAUGAGUUGCCACAAGUGACUUUGGAACCACUGGAUACCAAAAAUGGCUGGUGGGAGGGAGAGCGCCCGCCCUCUUUCCCUUGUGGGGCAGCCCCCUCCCUGCCCAAUGCCUCCUGCCUGCCUCUGGGAGCCGGCCAGCCAUUCUAGGGGGGGGGGUCGCCUCCUUGCUGGGGCCCAAGAUGCUGACCAUGGUGCUUCGUUGCUUCUCCAGGGACCCUUGUGGCUCUCCUUGAUUUGCAGAACUCCCACCAUCAAUAAAGGUCCAACUCUGGAAA